GAGCCUGUUGCGAUUGGCUGACUCUCCGUCACGUGGCGCGGAGGCUGGUGUCGGUGGGGAGACAAAUAAACAUGGAGGCCAUCUUUCACGAGAGGCAAGAAGGGUCCUUGUGUGCCCAACACUGUUUGAAUAAUCUGCUGCAAGGGGAAUAUUUCAGUCCUGUAGAACUGUCCUUUAUUGCACAACAGCUGGAUGAAGAAGAAAGAAAAAGAAUGGCAGAAGGAGGACUUUCUAGUGAAGAAUAUAGGACAUUUUUACAGCAACCCUCUGGAAACAUGGAUGAUAGUGGCUUUUUCUCAAUUCAAGUUAUAAGCAAUGCCUUGAAAGUUUGGGGUUUAGAACUAAUCCUCUUCAACAGCCCAGAAUAUCAGAGGCUCGGAAUCAACCCUAUAAAUGAAAGAUCUUUUAUUUGUAACUAUAAAGAACACUGGUUUACAGUUCGAAAAUUAGGAAAACAGUGGUUCAACUUGAAUUCCCUUUUGACGGGUCCAGAACUAAUAUCUGACACCUACCUUGCACUUUUCCUGGCCCAGUUACAACAGGAAGGUUAUUCAAUAUUUGUUGUAAAAGGUGAUUUACCAGAUUGUGAGGCUGAUCAGUUAUUGCAGAUUGUUCAGGUGCAGCAAAUGCAGCGGCCUAAACUGAUUGGGGAAGAUAGCCUGCAAUCAAAAGAUCAGAGGGUGCAAAAACCGGAUGUAGAACAAACAGUAGAUGUUAACCAUUCUGAUGGCACGGCCAUGUUAGAUGAAGAUGAAGAAAACUUCCAAAAAGCACUUGCUCUCAGCAGGCAGGAGAUUGAUAUGGAGGAUGAAGAAGCUGAUCUCCGUCGAGCCAUUCAACUUAGUAUGCAAGGAGGCCCUCGAACUGGCUUUCCAGAGUCUUCCACACAUAAUGUUCCACACUCCUCAGGAACAAACCUGGCUGAAUCGUUGACAUCUGAAGAACUGCGUCGAAGAAGACAGGCAUAUUUUGAAAAACAGCAGCAGCUGCAUCAACAAGUUCAGAAUCCAGAAUUUCAUGGCAUACCAGUUACAAGUACAAAUGCACAAGUGUCGGAUCCAGGAGGCGUUAUGAGUGAAGAUGAUAUGCUUCAAGCAGCCAUGAAUAUGUCCUUGGAAACUGUUAGAAACAACAUGAAUGUAGAAGAAAAGAAAUGAUAAAAAUGCCUAUUUUUGUUUUUAUCUCAAACACUAAAUCCUGUAUUAAUCUUGUGAGGAUGGUAUAAAAGUCGGGUUCAUUUCACUGAUGUACCAAAGCAGGAUAUUGGCUUGAAACCUUUGGGAUUCAUGAUCAGAAUUAAAAGGCAGCCUUCAUAUAACAUAAAUAAAAUAUUACCAGUGAAUGGUUUUAGCUUUGACCACAUGGUUAGUUCUAAUCAAGUUGAUAGAGACUCCCCAUCUGAGUAAAGAGAUAGCAUUCUGUCAUAAAGUCUUCCCCAGCACUUUCCCAACCUGUGUAGGCAUUCAGGGUGUGUUUAUGAUAUUGGGAAAUAGUUGUAAAGUACCACAGCCCCAGUCAGUUAUGAUGCUGUGCUCUUGCAGAUUCCUUUUUCUCGGAGCAACAUUGCCUUUAAAAAUAGACCCACAUUCAUAAUCAUGAGACCUGUAUGUUGACAUCUGAAACCUCUUAGACUCACAUGUUUAAGGGUAUUCUAACCUUCCCUUCUAUAUUCUGAAUCAUAUAAAUAUGAUUUGCCAUUAAUUUCUGAAAGGUAUUCCAGUUACACUGUAUGUAAACAAAAUGUUGACAAGUAUUUUUGUUAUAACAUGAAAGCAUUUUAUAGGUGAGAGUAUUAAAAUUGUGUGCAAAAACAGAGAAAAAUCUGUUUUAAGUUGUGAAACCCAGUGAGUUAAAGCAUAUGUUGAAUUCUAAGUCUUGCAAGAGAUAGGCAAGACAAGUUCAUCAUGGAUCACAUUUAAAAGACAGAAUUCUUAAGCUCAUACUAGAGUUUUCCUCUUUUAUUUUAAGAAGAGGAGGAAAGGAAUUUUUAAAUAUAUUCUUCUGAUAAAUUUUGGGCAAUCUCCAUCAUGGUGUUUUGUCCUAGCACAAGCACUCAAGUAUAUGAAUGUUGGCUGAAUAACUUGACAGUGCUGCGUUAUUUGUUAUGCAAUCACCUUUAUUCCUUUUCUGUUUGGAAAUUAAAUCUUUGCUUUAUGCUUUCUCUUUACUGUUUUGUUUCUACAUGUAUUAAAGGAAGUUAUGUAGCUGCCUUACAUUAAGCACAGUCUACUCUGAUGGGCAGCAUCUCUCAAAGAUCUCAAAUACUAAUUUUUUCAAGUCCUUCUGAGUUGCUUUGGACUGGAGAUGUCUGGGAUUAAACCUGGGACAUUCCGCAUGCAAAGCAUGUAAUCUUCCACUGAAUUAUGGUCCUCUGAGUAUUCCAGACUGUCCAGAAUUGAGGAAGAGAAGGAAACAUUUUAAUGCCACGACUUCAGUGCCACGCCAUGAUUAUGCAUACAAGAUACAUGAAAUGAACCCUGCAUGGAUACCUAUGUGUUGAGAAUGAAUAUUCAUAAAGGAAUGUGUGAGUGGGUGUGUAUUCUAUCAGAAGUUAAUGAAUGUCUUUUGCCUGUAAGAAUUUUGAAGCUUUUCAUGAAUGGCCUUUGUUCAUGCACCUUACAGUUUUCUGUCAUUGUUUCUGUUACUGAGAGAAUAGGGAGCAAACCUACUUUUUUGUUAGUCAAAUUAUACUUUUGAUAUACAAGAUUUCUAUGACAGAAUGACCAAAAUUGGCAUUCUGUGUUACAAAAACAGUUUUUCUGUUUUGCAAUUGGUGCUUUAAGCAUACCUUCUGUUUACAUAUUAUAUCUGAUUGCUCUGGUUAUGGAUGUUUACAGUGUUCAGACUGUAUUCUCAGCCCAUAGGCAUUAGCCAGAUACAGUAAGAAAAUAUUGGAAAAUCUAUUUGUGUUUGCUCAUUGUUUCAAAAUUAUUAUUAUUGCACCAUACUGAUGUGUCACUCCUAGCUACUGAAUGAAAAAUAUAAUUGUAUGCAACUAUAUGGUACGAUAGGGAAUAAUGCGAUAUAAAAAGAGCACUUGGAUUUUGAUGAUACUGGUUUACAGUAAUGGAUUUUAAAUGGCUCUGUACGUAUAAGGAGCCAAAUCCCAGUUAUCUUAUUUGCAUGCUUCAUGUUUUGUUGAUCUUUGUGAAGUAUUGGCAAUGGGAUGUGGCUCUGAAUAUGAGCAUUACUUUUAGGACUGCAUCUAGCUUUACUGUUUCCAUAAACCUAAGGCAGCACUAUUUGACCAUACUUGACUUUUUUAAUAGUAGGAAACUUCAUGCGCAGAUCAUGGAUUUUUAAAACAGCUGCAACAUUCGUUACUUAAAGUUAUCUGCAUUUAUUAUAAUUUUGUUGCUUUUAAGCUAUUACUUGAAAAUGAAUAUGCGAAGGGAUUCAUAUAACGCAUGAAAUGAAAUCAUACCACUCUGUAUAAAACAUAAGUUUAUUUUUUCUUUGUACUUUUCCAAUAAAUGGUGUUCUUCUGGACAAGCUGAA
Anolis sagrei ordinatus is the source of this 3498-nucleotide messenger RNA. RefSeq names its product ataxin 3 (gene ATXN3). The record is from RefSeq and is a predicted model, not a curated record. Gene Ontology annotation, biological process: protein deubiquitination. Gene Ontology annotation, cellular component: nucleus. Gene Ontology annotation, molecular function: cysteine-type deubiquitinase activity. NCBI's taxonomy places the organism in Eukaryota, Metazoa, Chordata, Lepidosauria, Squamata, Anolidae.